Messenger RNA from Pogoniulus pusillus (Red-fronted tinkerbird), 4013 nucleotides. It is a transcript of the gene TPD52L1, whose product is annotated as TPD52 like 1. The transcript is spliced from 13 exons. The record is from RefSeq and is a predicted model, not a curated record. The coding region runs from base 246 to 2261 and encodes 671 amino acids. Gene Ontology annotation, molecular function: zinc ion binding; ubiquitin protein ligase activity; ubiquitin conjugating enzyme binding. Gene Ontology annotation, biological process: positive regulation of apoptotic signaling pathway; positive regulation of MAP kinase activity; positive regulation of proteasomal ubiquitin-dependent protein catabolic process. Gene Ontology annotation, cellular component: ubiquitin ligase complex; cytoplasm. NCBI's taxonomy places the organism in Eukaryota, Metazoa, Chordata, Aves, Piciformes, Lybiidae.
CACCAGGGGCGGCUGCCCGUGUCCUGCCCGGCAUGGGGGUCGGGCUCCGGCCAAGCCCCCGGGGGCGCUGCUGACCUGAGCGGCACCCGCCGCUCCCGCAGCUCCGCGGGCAGGAGGAGAGGCGGCGGUCGUUGCCCGCGGGCGGGCGGCGCGGGGCUCGGCGCGGCGGACCGCGGGGCUCGGGACCCGGAAGCAGAAGCGGGGCCGAGAGGCAGCUGGAUGGGAAGGAGCGGCGGCGGGCGGCGAUGGGGGAGCAGCAGAGCUCGCUGAACGGCCCGCGGACGGUCGCCACUGCCGCGCCGCCGAGCCCGGCCGGGGGUCCGCGGGAGCCCGGCCCAGACGAGCCGCCUCCGCUGAGAGAGGGAGCUCCGGGCGGCGGGCCGGCCGGGCCGGGGCGAAGCGAGGGGGAGCCGCCGCCUGCCACCAGUCCUGAGCGACGAGGGGUCGAAGAGGAGGAGGAGGAAGAGGAGACGGCGGGCGGGCCGGAGCAGCCCCCGGUCGCGGAGGAACCAGCGGCCCUGGCGGAGGAGGGGCCGGGGCCGGAGGGAGGCAGCGGCCGCCGCCGCCCCCCCCGGCGGCACGUGUACUGCACCGUCUAUUGCGUGGAGAACGACCGGCCGGCCGAGGCCCCCACCUCCCCCAGCGGCGGCGGCCCAGCACCGGGGCAGCCUUCGGCGCGGCGCGGGGUGCCGGCGGGCGGCGAUCCGCUAUCGGCGGGCGGCAGCAUCGAGGUGGUGGACUUGUACCUCCUGCCCGAGCCCUUCUCCGGGCUGAUCGCGGGGGAGUUCGGGCCGCUGCUGGUGCUGAGCUGCCGUGUGUGCCUGGAGGAGAAGCCCAUCAAGCCCCUGUCCUGCUGCAAGAAGGCAGUGUGUGAGGAGUGCCUCAAGCGGUACCUCAGCUCCCAGGUGCAGCUGGGCCAAGCGGAUAUCAAAUGCCCGAUCACAGAGUGCAGCGAGCACCUGGACGAAACAACUGUCCUCUAUCACCUGCCCCACGAAGACAUCAUCAAGUACAAAUACUUCCUGGAACUCAGCCGCAUCGACUCCAGCACCAAGCCAUGCCCUCAGUGCAAGCACUUUACAACUUUCCGGAGGAGAGGCCACAUUCCUACCCCUGCCAAGUUGGAGAACAAAUACAAAAUCCAGUGUCCAUCUUGCCAAUUUGUCUGGUGUUUCAAGUGCCACUCUCCCUGGCAUGAAGGUGUGAACUGCAAAGAGUACAAGAAGGGAGACAAGCUGUUGCGUCACUGGGCCAACGAAAUUGAGCACGGGCAGAGGAAUGCCCAGAAGUGUCCAAAAUGCAAGAUCCACAUCCAGAGAACAGAAGGGUGUGACCACAUGACCUGUUCCCAGUGUAACACUAAUUUCUGUUACCGCUGCGGGGAGAGGUACCGGCAGCUCCGCUUCUUCGGAGAUCACACCUCAAACCUCAGCAUCUUUGGAUGCAAAUACCGCUACCUCCCCGAGAGACCACAUCUAAGGAGAUUAGUGCGAGGCUCUGUCUGUGGACCUUCAGUCCAGUUGCUGAUCACCGAACAGGUCCAGAGAAGGCAACGAAGCUGGCAAAGGGUCUGGAGAACAGGCUCUUCCCUUCAGAGGGCUGCUGUGCUUUUGUGGGUCCUUGCAGUGAUGAUCCCAGGAAAUAAAGGCCUAUUGGAAACCCAUUCUUUGCAUGAAGCAGAUGAAGAUGUGGUCACUGAUGUCGACUUCACCAAUAUGAUCUCUGAAGAAGAAAAAGAAGAGUUAAAGACUGAGCUAGCCAAGCUAGAGGAUGAAAUCUCAACGUUGCGGCAAGUGCUAGCAGCCAAAGAAAAGCACCUGGUGGAGAUCAAACAGAAGCUUGGCAUAAGUCUGAUGAAUGAACUGAAGCAGAACUUCAGCAAAAGCUGGCAUGACAUGCAAACAACUUCUGCUUACAAGAAAACACAUGAGACCUUGAGCCACGCAGGACAAAAAGCAACAGCAGCUAUCAGCAACGUAGGAACCGCUAUCAGCAAGAAGUUUGGAGAUAUGAGAUCGCAUUCAAUUAGUUACUCCAUUCGCCACUCCAUCAGCAUGCCUGCCAUGAGGAAUUCUCCAACAUUCAAAUCAUUUGAGGAGAAGGUUGAGACCACUGUCACGAGCCUUAAGACCAAGGUUGGUGGGACAAGCCACACAGGGGGCAGCUUUGAAGAAGUUCUCAGCUCGACAGCCCACGCCAGCGCUCAGAGCUCUCUUGCUGGCACCCGACUCCCUGAGAGUGAAGAAGAGCUGCAGUGUUAGAGCUCAGGCCCUCCUGAGCCACAUACCUUUCUUCAGGGACUUGCCCAGACAGUGAUUCUGAGACCUGCCUCGCCACCCAACCUCUGCAACAAGGUUUUGUCAGCUUUGGAAAACUGCCUCCCUGGCCUUGUGCUGGAGAAACUCUUCCUCUCUGUGUAUUUUGGAUGGGCCAAUUUAUCAUCAGGUAUUUUGUACACCACACUCAAGUCAUUGACUUAAGAAUGCUCUAAAUUCUAUGUGCAGUGACCAAAAUAAGUUUUCAUUUUCACCUGACUCCCCUCCAACAAUUUCUUAGCCUCUGGUUCUUGUUUUCCUCUUUCUCACCUGACCCCCCUCCAACAACUUCCUAGCCUCUGGUUCUUGUUUUCCUCUUUCUCACCUGACCCCCCUCCAACAACUUCCUAGCCUCUGGUUCUUGUUUUCCUCUUUCUCACCUGACUCCCCUCCAACAAUUUCUUAGCCUCUGGUUCUUGUUUUCCUCUUUCUCACCUGACCCCCCUCCAACAACUUCCUAGCCUCUGGUUCUUGUUUUACUCUUUUCUGUCUGAUGGUUUCCAACUCCCCUCUCGGUGCCACAUCAGACAGAUGGAGCUAGAGCUGUGUACUUUUACUGCCAGCACCAGCCCAUGUACCAGCUGCCCACCGGCCACACCAGGUGCCCUUUGCUCAGGAGUGUCUGUACACGAGCUAGUUCCUACCAGAAUUAACAUCACUUACUGUCACCAAAAGCUUUUUCUCCCCUCUGCUGGUACAGUCUGGCACUGCUCUCCACCUGCUGCUCAGCAGAGUUAAGGAGGACAGGAAGGACCCCAGUUAUACAGAAACUGAUCACAGCUGCUGGCUUAAGAGGAUUAUUGUAGCUGGAAAUGCUGCAGUUUAGAGAAUGCUCCAUUGCUUGCUCUCUGGAUUUGGUAAGACCUGCCGAUGUGAGUUAAUUACAAAAGGAAGUGGAGUGGAGGAAACCUCCAAUAUUUUUGCCUCUGUAUCCUCCCCUCAGAAGUAAAGGGAGGGGUGUUUGUGAGCCUCAGUCAAGACACAGCCUUAAGUGCAAGAACACAAAGCCAGCAACUAGCUUAAGAUGUGCCAUAGGUUAGAGAGCCCAAGCCUUCAGCCCCCACCCCGGAGCUGCUCACACCCAGCCCAUGAGGCACUUCGUGUUUGGUGGCAAGUUUCAUUGUGCUUCACUCCAGAACCUAAUUCUACCAACUGCAUCCUAUCUAUCUGCUUCAUCACCAGAGCCAGUCCUCUGCCAGCUCUGCUGCAGCAUGGCUUCUUGCAUCCUUUGAACAGCUUCCCUAAGAGCAGAGCAGCACCUAUGUGACAGCAGGGGCCAGUCUGCACUCCUCAAGUUGGGCACAACUUGCUCGAUUCCUGAGAUGGAAAGCAGGCUGCCUGCUGCUUUUGAGCAUAAAGCCAAAGCUUCAACCUAGUGUUAGUGACUUUGAUGUUACAGACUGCUUGAAAUCUUGUGAGAAAACCUGGCUUUAAGUGAUUUUUUUUUUUUGCCUGUAUGGCUUUUGUUAGAGAUUUUACAGAGCUGGAAGCCUUUUUGUAACGUUCCACUGGACAGGAGUUACCUUUGGACAUUUCUAGACAAUACCUCUGGUGUGAUUUUUAGCAUGGAAAUGAAUCUCAGUAGAUUUGGGGUUUUUUUUUUAGCAGUUUCCUUGUGACCUUUUGCUAGUUUAGCUGAUGUGGUUUUGUGCAUAAAAGUGACUUUAUUUAAAUAAAGAAGAUAUUGAUAGUAACUAA